This is a messenger RNA of Daldinia vernicosa, 1449 nucleotides long. RefSeq names its product NAD(P)-binding protein. The transcript has 2 exons. The coding region runs from base 121 to 1215 and encodes 364 amino acids. NCBI's taxonomy places the organism in Eukaryota, Fungi, Ascomycota, Sordariomycetes, Xylariales, Hypoxylaceae. The record is from RefSeq and is a predicted model, not a curated record.
CCCCAACUUCUCUUUCUCCCAAAAAAAAAAGGCCCCGUUAGAUGAUGCCGUGCGCGUCGGAUCAGACGAAUAGGACCCGCGAAAUGAUGAGCUUACUCCUCAAACCGCAGUCAACCCAUCAUGGACUCUAGAUCCGCAUCCGAAGUCGCCCACCCCUCGCCGGCGGGCAGCACCUCCGCUAGCACGCCCAAGGGGAAAUUGUUACUCCCCGCUAGCUGCGAGCCUCCGCUGCCGAACGCGCCGAGGAAGCAGCUCGUAUGGAUUGUCUUUGGCGGUACUGGCCAUAUGGGCCGCUCCCUGGUCAAAUGUGCGCUGGCGCGGGGCGAUUUGGUGACGGAUGUAGGGCGCACAUUUGAGAGCUCGCCUGAGGAGAUGUCGGGGCAGCAUGAGAAUUGUCUUGGCCUGUUAUGCGACGUGCGCGCGCGCCAGAGCGUAGCGCAAGUCGUUGAGCGGACGCUGGACCAUUUCGGUCGCAUCGACGUGGUGGCCAACUGCUCGGGAUACGGCGUCAUAGGGGCGUGCGAGGAUCAGGACGAGCAUGAGAUUCGGAACCAGUUCGAGACUAACUUCAUGGGCACUCUACACAUCAUCCAGGCCACUCUUCCUUACUUCCGCCAGCAGAACGGCGGGCGCUAUCUCAUCUUCAGCUCUACGAGCGGAGCCCUGGGUGUACCUGGACUAGGCCCCUACUGCGCGACCAAGUACGCGGUAGAAGGCCUGAUCGAAGCGAUGCUCUAUGAGAUCGACGCGUUCAACAUAAAGGCGACACUAGUAGAGCCGGGACUGGUACGGCGCGACGAGCCAGAUUCUGAGAUGAACCCACUGCCGACAUGGGGCCACUUCCUGAUCAAGCAGCCGAGCGAAGCAUACGGGCACUCGUCGUCGCCGGCGCUACACGCAAAGCGUAUGGUACAAUGGCUCGGGGACCGGCAGCCGACGAGCGCGGUCAAGUGCGCCGAGUUAGUAUGGCAGCUAGCGCAUUGUUCGUACCCGCCCCUGCGCCUCGUGCUCGGUAGCUACGCCAUCGAGAGCAUCCGGGACCGCCUUAGGUCCGUCACGGAGGAGCUCGAGGACUGGAAGCAUCUUAACUAUCCGGCGGCGCCCGAGGCCGAGGCCGCUUCUGCUUCUGCUUCGGCUUCUGCUUCGGCGGAGAAGAACGAGAAGGAUGACGAUACGGGGGAUUCGAAUGUUGAGAUGCAGGAUCCUGCUACUUAGUAGGUACCUAGUCUUGGGCUGGAAUAGGAUUAGGGGUUACGUGGACAUUUUACGUUGUCGCUGAGAGAAUAUCACGGGCUAGAAAAGCUCAAACACACUAUUUGGCAUGGGCGUGUUACUAUAUUGCUAGGUACUAAAUUAUAAAAGUUGUUUGAGGAUACCUAUCACUGCAUAUAAUAUUUUGUUUGUUAAUUUGAGUUCCAUUGUCUAAUAAAUGAGAGAGAGGUAAUGAAC